Molecule: messenger RNA, 1868 nt
Organism: Salmo salar (Atlantic salmon)
Lineage: Eukaryota; Metazoa; Chordata; Actinopteri; Salmoniformes; Salmonidae
Product: 5-hydroxytryptamine receptor 1F
Biological process (GO): adenylate cyclase-activating adrenergic receptor signaling pathway; positive regulation of MAPK cascade
Cellular component (GO): plasma membrane
Molecular function (GO): G protein-coupled serotonin receptor activity
Source: RefSeq, a predicted model, not a curated record
UGUGUGUGUGUGUGUGUGUAACAUCAUUGUUGAGACCAGAGAGCCUGCUGAUCAGAAGCUACUGAUACAAGGGUUACUGCUGAAUGUCACACACCAAUGAACACACUUUACAGAGGUACACACAGCUUUUACAGCUAUGGAGGAUUAAGGUUCAUUCAUCAUCUGUCUGGUCUUUCUGAAGUCCUUAUCUUCAUGGUUUGAGUGUGAGUACGUUUUGAACUCUUAAGCACCGUUCAUCUAUAUACACCUAGCCUUGGUGUAAACCCUUAUCCUCCUCCCCUCCCCUCCCCUCUAGCAUGGACUUCUCUAACUGUACAGAGGGGAUCUUCUCCCUGGGCGAUGGGAGUGAAGAGGUUUCUAUAAUCCCCCCAAGUAAGAUCCUCCUCACCUUCACCCUGUCCCUGCUCGCUGUCAUGACAACAGCCAUCAACUCCCUGGUGAUCACAGCCAUCAUCGUAACCAGGAAGUUGCAUCACCCGGCCAACUACCUGAUCUGCUCUCUGGCAGUGACAGACCUGUUGGUGGCCAUCUUGGUCAUGCCCUUCAGCAUCCUCUACAUACAGAGGGAGAGCUGGCAGAUGGGAGAGGCCGUGUGUUACAUGUGGCUGAGUGUUGACAUCACCUGCUGCACCUGUUCCAUCCUCCACCUGGCAGCCAUCGCUCUAGACCGCUACCGGGCCAUCACUGACGCCGUGGAGUAUUCACGCAAACGCACUGGCCUCCGAGCUGGGAUCACUGUUGGCGUGGUAUGGUUUCUGUCCAUCCUCAUAUCCCUUCCCCCUCUCCUGUGGAGGAACCAUGGUGGGGAGCCAGAAGAGGACCAGUGUCUGAUAACUCACCACCACAUCGCCUUUACCCUCUACUCCACCCUGGGAGCCUUCUAUAUCCCCCUGCUCCUCAUCCUCAUCCUAUACUACAAGAUCUACAGAGCAGCUCAGACUCUGUACCUCCGCAGGGGGGCCAGCAGGGGGGCCAGCAGGGCCAGCCGACACUCCUCCAUGGUCAACGGAACCACCCUCCCCUCCUGCCCCCCUGAUGGGGGCCCCGACACCCUGAACCUCCAGGAGAAGUCCUACUCAGACCCCACCACAGAGGGAGACCGUGUGCGCAUUACCGUAAAGAGUCCCCACAGCGAGUCGAGGCGGGAGCGUGAGUGUUCGUUGAGACGGCAGCGUAUCUCAGGGACCAGGGAGCGACGUGCUGCAUCUACGUUAGGACUGAUACUGGGGGCCUUCGUGGUCUGCUGGCUGCCUUUCUUCCUGAAGGAGGUGAUCGUCAACACGUGUGGCUCCUGCAGCACCUCCAUGGAGCUGGCUGACUUCCUCACCUGGCUGGGGUACCUCAACUCCCUCAUCAACCCUCUCAUCUACACCAUCUUCAAUGAGGACUUUAAGAAGGCCUUCCAGAGAUUGGUCAGGUGUAGGCAUCGCCUCUGACACGGAUGGAGAGGACACACAUGCACACACACACAAAAACACGUGCACGGCGUUCAGUUGUGUUGGGCCCGGGAUGGCAUCUGAUUGCCUGAGAUCAGAGACUAUCGACAAGAGACUUUAAAUUAUUAACCGGAGGAAAUGGCCUUUAAGACUAUGUCAAGACUAUGAGACACUCCAGCCAGGUCAGUCUAAUGGGACUGGCACAUUGCUGAGGUCUGGAGGGAAGUUAGGAGGACCUCAGAUCCAUAAGAGUCUAUUUAUGGAGAGCCCUGCAAUCAUCAUCUUCUUGUUUGUAUGGGUUAUUGACGUGGCCGGAAUGGUGUUUCAUGACAUUGAAAGGACAAUGUUUAAAUGAACAGACUGAAACAGAAUACAACUCAGAAAAGCUUACUAUGGUGUUUCUGUCUGUUCUAGAACUAUCAACCUCCCCAA